Molecule: messenger RNA, 531 nt
Organism: Drosophila suzukii
Lineage: Eukaryota; Metazoa; Arthropoda; Insecta; Diptera; Drosophilidae
Gene: Or74a
Product: Odorant receptor 74a
Source: RefSeq, a predicted model, not a curated record
AUGUUGUUCCAUCGCUACAGGCCCUGUCUUCCUGGCGAAGAGUUGGCCCCGAAGCUCUGGCCGGUGUCCCUAUACCGAAUCCUGAAUCACAUACCCAGGCCGCUGAAGGCGGAAUUGAGUCGCUGGUCCGUUUUCCUGGAUUGGGUGCUGAUUUUCCUAGGCUUUCUCGGAAGCGAGCAAAACGAGGUGGACUUUCAUUACCUGAUAGCAAUUCGGCAGGAUAUGGACAGCCUGCUGACGGGCAUGCCCACAUAUCUGAUUCUGGUGGAAAUGCAGAUACGCUGCUUUCAGCUGACCUGGCACAAGGAUCGCUUUUGGGCCCUGUUGCAGAGGUUUUAUGAGAAAAUCUACGUGGCGCAGAAACUGGAGCUUCAUUUGCUAGCCACGCGCCUUAAUUCAACGGUCUAUCUGCUGGUCCUGUUCAAUUUCGUUCUGGUCCCCGUGAAGAAUGACCAUUGGCGGGAAGUUCUCUACAAGCAGGUGUAUCCCCUUGACAACACGCAACUGGGACUCAACUUCAUUAAAAAUUAA